CAGUGCUUGACGGAGUGCCAUUUCCAAAAAAAACUCAAGCGGUCUCCUACCAUAGAUCACCGACCCCGGCGCGUACUGCACCAACCUCGACGGUGACCGACUGGAAGCAACUUCGAAUCAUUCUUGAACGCGUCCAUGGAUCCGAGUAACACAUCAGGAGAAGAGAAACAUUGGCCACAAGCUGAUUUGGUCGUUGAAAAGUUCAAAAGUCUUGUCAAACAGUUGGGAGUUGAACCAAUCAACAAUGAAGAUCCUCACUCGAGCGUUAUUCAAGACAAUCUUACGAUCGAUGUAGUGGACGCGAAAAAAGAUCUCUUCAGAAAGCUACACUCAAAUCUUAUACCGCAACUAAGACGCCAAAUGACGGAUAUUUUGCCACCAUUGGAUCCGAUUCACCUCAUAGAAGAUCCAAGCGCACAACUCGAGAUCAUCUUGGGAAUCCAAUCCGAGCUUGAGCGGACUUUAAAUCAAAUUCAAUCCACAGUUGCUACGCUCUGUCCACGACAACUACCAUAUACAUGCCGAAACAAUGACCAACAUCGCAAAGAAAUCAAAUCUUUCCGAGUAGAAGGCUUGUAUAAUCGGAUCAUGGAAGACUUGCUGCCAGACGUCUUGUGGUUUUGUGACGGAUCUGGGGAUCUUAUUCGAAAAAUGAAACUCACUUCAAAGAAAUUCACCGGACACCCUGACGUGACUUCCAUAAGAAAAAUGAUCCUCGAUCAAGCAUCUUUAUUUUUUGAGGCUGUGGAUUUGACGAACGUAUGGUUAGAAGGAUCCGAGUUUGAUCUUGUACAAUACGAUUGGCCGAAGGAGAUACGCGGCAUUAAUGAGGAACUGGAAAGGCUCUUGAGUCUGAUCAACGGAACGGCACACUUGGAACAAAGAAAUAGAAUGUCUGGACCGCUCAGCGAUCCGGCUGUCCAGCUAUCCAAAUCGCUAUUACCUAUAUUCAAACUGUCCAGACUCUUCCUCAACAAAUUAUCGCAUCGAAGAUUGAACAGAAAACGCCUACCAUUGUUCACAGAAAUGCGUUCCGAUCAGCUGCAGAUUCUAGGUGACCUGGCUGCAAACGUCGGCUUGGAGUUUUACGAGGUUUUGGAGGUAUUGAAAGUGGUCGAUCGACCUGGCGACUUUUUCGCUCGUGUUAACUGCACUCGAAUAGCCACAAAACUCGAAGAUGAAUUUGAAUCAGCUUUGUUCCUUAUACCGAUUUAUUUCCUUCCUCUGUUCCCGGACACCGAGGGUUUUCCAAUCCAAAACCACUUCAAGGCUUGGUUUGUCACAUGGUACACUCAGUUCAGCUUGGCCAUUCAAAACUUUCUAGAAGCUGCCGAAUCAUUUGACGACGGUGCAUUAUAGUAUUUACGUUAUCCUCGUCUCUCUAGCGAUCUCGAUUUCUUGAUUACUUAAAAAUUCUAGAAUAACCAAAUCCUGUCAACUUUCGUUUUCCUCAUCAAUGUUCUGCUUUAAAUUUCGUAGAGAUAUCUGCAGUACCUUAUCCAUGGCAAUGCAUCGCCGCAAAGACAUUGACAAUUAUCUCAGUUUAAUGAGAAAGAAAU
Molecule: messenger RNA, 1559 nt
Organism: Puccinia graminis f. sp. tritici CRL 75-36-700-3
Lineage: Eukaryota; Fungi; Basidiomycota; Pucciniomycetes; Pucciniales; Pucciniaceae
Exons: 2
Coding region: 136-1359 (407 amino acids)
Source: RefSeq, a predicted model, not a curated record